CUGCCGGGAUGCGCCGCAGCGAAUGGUCGCACGGGGCGCCGCUCUGAGUGACCUUUCACCCGCGCCCAGCGGCCUCGGGCGGCGGCACAAGGCGGAAGCCAUGGCGGAGGCGGCGGGCGAGGCGGGCUCGAGCGAGCGGGACCCAGACGCGGGCCGCGCGCGCCGGCGGCUGAGGGUUCUGUCGGGCCAUCUGCUGGGCCGGCCCCAGGAGGCUCCGAGUACCAAUGAGUGUAAAGCGAGGAGAGCCGCGUCGGCGGCCGGGGCGUCGCCCGCCGCCACUCCCGCCGCUCCGGAGUCGGGCACCAUCCCCAAGAAGCGACAAGAAGUUAUGAAAUGGAAUGGAUGGGGCUAUAAUGAUUCCAAGUUCUUCUUCAAUAAGAAGGGCCAGGUUGAGCUGACUGGGAAAAGGUACCCUCUCAGUGGCUUGGCUUUACCAACUUUGAAAGACUGGAUCCAGAAAACCCUUGGAGUAAAUAUGGAGCAUAAAACUACCUCUAAAGCAUCCUUAAAUCCUAGUGAAGUACCUCCCUCUAUUGUAAAUGAAGAUUUCCUUCAGGAACUUAAAGAAACUCGUAUUUCCUACUCACAGGAAGCAGAUGAUCGAGUGUUCAGAGCUCACGGUCAUUGUCUUCAUGAGAUAUUUUUGCUCAGGGAAGGGAUGUUGGAGCGGAUUCCUGAUAUAGUUGUUUGGCCAAUGUGUCAUGAUGAUGUAGUUAAGAUUGUGAAUCUAGCGUGCAAAUAUAACCUUUGUAUCAUACCAAUUGGUGGAGGAACAAGUGUGUCAUAUGGCUUGAUGUGUCCUGCAGAUGAGACAAGAACAAUAAUUUCUUUGGAUACUUCACAGAUGAACCGGAUUCUCUGGGUUGAUGAGAACAAUCUGACAGCUCAUGUAGAGGCUGGGCUAACAGGACAAGAGUUGGAAAGACAGCUUAAAGAAAGCGGGUAUUGUACAGGUCACGAGCCAGACUCCCUGGAAUUCAGCACUGUGGGAGGGUGGAUAGCCACUCGGGCAUCAGGCAUGAAGAAGAACAUCUAUGGCAAUAUUGAGGACCUGGUGGUUCAUAUAAAAAUGGUAACCCCUAGAGGUGUAAUAGAGAAAAGCUCCCAAGGACCUCGUAUGUCAACAGGCCCUGAUAUCCAUCACUUCAUCAUGGGAUCUGAAGGAACUCUUGGUGUAAUAACAGAAGCUACAAUAAAAAUCAGACCAAUCCCUGAAUACCAAAAGUAUGGCUCGGUAGCUUUCCCUAAUUUUGAACAAGGAGUAGCCUGUUUAAGAGAAAUUGCAAAGCAGAGGUGUGCUCCUGCAUCGAUCCGCCUCAUGGACAACCAGCAGUUUCAGUUUGGUCAUGCUCUUAAACCUCAGGUCUCCUCUAUUUUUACAUCAUUUUUAGAUGGAUUAAAAAAGUUUUAUAUUACAAAGUUUAAAGGAUUUGAUCCAAAUCAACUAAGCGUAGCCACAUUACUGUUCGAGGGGGACCGUGAGAAGGUUCUUCAACAUGAAAAACAAGUAUAUGACAUUGCUGCAAAAUUUGGUGGUCUGGCUGCUGGAGAAGAUAAUGGACAGAGGGGUUAUUUGCUGACUUACGUCAUUGCGUAUAUGCGUGAUUUGGGUUUGGAAUACUAUGUAGUAGGAGAAUCUUUUGAGACUUCUGCUCCUUGGGACAGGGUUAUAGAUCUGUGUAGAAAUGUCAAAGAGAGGAUAAGAAGGGAAUGCAAAGAAAAGGGUGUUCAGUUCGCACCUCUUUCUACAUGCAGGGUGACGCAGACGUAUGAUGCGGGUGCAUGUAUCUACUUCUAUUUUGCCUUUAACUACAGGGGAAUUAGUGACCCACUGACUGUGUUUGAGCAAACAGAGGCAGCUGCUAGAGAUGAAAUCCUUGCCAAUGGAGGGAGCCUAUCACAUCACCAUGGAGUGGGCAAGUUACGAAAGCAGUGGCUAAAGGAAAGCAUCUCUGAUGUCGGCUUUGGGAUGCUAAAGUCUGUCAAGGAAUAUGUGGACCCCAGUAACAUCUUUGGAAACAGAAACCUUUUGUAACUCCAUGGAUAUCAUUAUGAAAAAUGUUACCUUUUUAAAGUCAUCAGUUAUGGUUAUACCAGUAAUCAAAUAUAUCAUGGACUGUAUUUCAGCUAUGUUUGUUUGUUGGUUUCAAAUAAGUCGGUUUUCGUUCUAUGUUUGUUUCUACAGCUCUAGAUUGACAGAUGGCGUUCCUAGGUCUCUCUCACUGUAGGUAUUCCAGUUUAGAGCCAACUAACUGGUUGUCAUUUCAGACUUUAGGCAGCACAAGGCUGCCCGAUAUUUGAGGGCGCGGCCAGUGGUUUCACGUGCUCCUCAGGUGAGCUGAGGGAGAUUGUGUCAUCUGCGUCUUGUCUAGCCUCUAUUGUGUCCUUUUUUAAACAACAUUUCUCUAAAGCAGACAUCUAACAAAGAUUCUGCUGGGGAGAGAGAUUUGUGUGUGUGUUAAAAGCGUCCUUUCCUGGGAGGAAGUUGUCACGGGAGGACACUCGGGACAGAGCCAGCAGUCUGUCACUAGCAUCCUUCAUCUGUAUACGGUGCUCAGCCUAGGCUUUGCUUGAAGUGAAUACACAGUUGCACACUUAAAUUGCCAACAUACAGAUUACUCUGUGAGCAGACACAUUUUUGUCCUCUGUGUCUGUCUCUAGCGGGGUGUGUCACUGAGGGUAACCUGUUGUUCUGUCCUGCGUCAUCCAUACUAAGUUUUGUAAGAACAGCUGCCUUACUACGGUGAAGGCCGUUGUCCACCCUCCAGUCCUCCUGUGUCUCUGUCAGGCUUGUUGCCAAGCUGCACAGGCAGCUGCAGUGUGAACAAAAGAAAGGCUCCUCAACCUGCUGUCUCCAGUUUAAAAGAAUUACUUGGCUAAAGAAACAGUCGCUAGUUGACUCUUGGAUUUGAAAGCCUCUAUAAAAUUCACAGACAACAAUCUUUUUUCUAAUUAGCCACAAAUAGCCUGAUAAAUGUUUAUGGAAAAUUAGUUUCUGUUCAGUUCUUAAUAAUGGUUUAAUGCCUUUUUGAAUUACUGGUUUAACCUAAGUUUUAAAAUGUAUGCCAUAAUCACAAGUUUGAAAUAUUCUAUUUCUUAAAUAAAAGGAAAAUAUUAAUCAUUUAGCAGACAUUUUUACAUUCAAAACUGGAAUUUGAAAUAAGUGGAACAGUUGCUUUAAAUCACUGUUGAGGUUCUUGAUUCACAUUGUGAGAUGAGUUCUUUUCUUAAUGCAAUACCUAACUUUUGAUAAUUUUUUAAAAUAUUUAAUCAGAUAGUGUAAGUCAGAGUGCAGACGAUCCUUUAGAAGGACACACUGUCUGUCUAUGUAGCAACAGCUCCAAAUAUGUUGGGGCAGUUUGAUACCUUUUAUAUCUAAGUAGCCUUAAACAGAGCAGUGAAAAUUUAAAAUUGACAAAAUGAUAUUUUUAAGACUUCAAAAUGAUAAAUAAUUUUUAACUAUUAAAAUUGGCCUCAAACUAACAAAUUUAAAUCUGUAGGGGAAAAAAAUCAAUAUUAAGUAUUAGUUUAACAACAAAACUCAAUAUUUAUUUUUUGGAAGCUGCCUCUCUAUUGAUGAUUUAUUUUCAAUUAUAAAGUUUCCAUGCCUUUGGUUAAAGAUUUUGAUGGUUUGAAAUAGUUGGACACUCAAGGAAUUGCCUCUUGAAUUGUAAGAUUCUUUAUAAAAUGCAUCUCUUCUUGAAGGUGAUUCUCUAAUUGGUGAAUUGAAAUGUAACAUUUAGUAAGAUUCCAACCUCUCACUGGAAGUGUAUACAUGUUUCCAAGGAAUUAUUUUUAAUAAACAGUUUUAUUAGCAGAUUCAGUUCCUUGCAUGUGACUGUUAAAACCUUUCCCCCAGGGAGUUCAGAUUUCCACAACCUCGGCAAUCUGUGCUGUUAGAGUAACUAGCUCCUGAAGUUGUUGGGUUUGCCAUCCGACACGAGCUCUAUGGAGGUUAGCAGUUAAUGUCUUUGUUUCUUUUUAUCUCUGGAUGCAGACCUCACCAAUCUUGAUUCUAUAGCGGUCAUGACAUUUUGUAUCUGAAAUAAUCUCAAGCAGGUUCAUUUUGAAACAUGAGAACUCUCAUUAGUACAGUUUCACUGUCUGUAGGUCAGGAAACCUUCCCACCCACUCGUGGGAGGCGCCUCAGUGUAGACUGUCUUCAGAGGAGCACUUAAGCCUUGCCUCCUUCAGAAGUGUCUGCACGUGGCUCCAUGAGCCUAACCCAGGAGAAUGCUGGUUUCUGAAGCAUCUUAAUGCAUGGGUUACUUUCUUUAAAAGCUUCAGCCUGUUUGAUACUCAGGAGCACCUAGCAUUGACUCACUCUUCUUCAAGUCAGCCAUAUGUGUAAUAUUUUGCUUAAAUCUGAUGACAUCACAUGUCGGUUGGGAUUUUAGUGGGAAUGGGAACUUGCUGCUAAUGAGAUCUAAUACUAAAGACUCAAAUGGACAGGCUUUGCGGACCUUGGAGAAACUGUUGCCUUAAUGUGUGGUGUGACAUACAGUGGUGCAUAAGUGAACUGAGUCUCAUGUUUCGUCCUUUGAGACUCUUAGCUGGAUUGUGGAGGCCAUAUGUUUCCUGUGUCCAGCAUUUCAUCAGAGAAUACAGGAUUAAACUACUCUUUUCAGGAAUGGGAGGUUGGUACUUGAAAUGCUUACAUAUUAUAGGAAUAUUGAUCUAAGAUUAUUUAUGAAUCUGGAAGCCUUCUAGUAUUCAUAUUUGUGUUGUUUAUUUUGGAAAACAAAAGCUCAAUAAAAGACAAGCUUCCAUCGGUGUGUAUCAGAUAUAAACACAUGCGAGAACUCCCCCCUCCCUGAAUAUUGUAACUGAGUGCUAAUUUGCAUAUUUGAGAAAGCCUUUCUGCAUGUUAAUCCCAGAGAUUUUCCUGUGUUGUGUUCUCUCAUACAGCUUCUAACUGUAAGCGAUCAGAGAAGCUCCCAAGUCCUAACAUGAAGUGUGUUGCUCCACAUGGAGCUGGGUUUGCUGUCACUGUCAGAACACAUGAUGUAGAGGGACCACUUCAUACUGCAUGACAGUGCUUGAGCAGCCAGCUCUGCCUGUGGGAGGUGUAUCCAGUCCGAGGAGCGCGGAGGCAGCCAUGAAGAUAGCGGUAGUAAUCUUGAGGGGUUUCUCCGCACUUAAUCUUCAGUGAUUUUGAUUUUACCCAGGGCUCCGCUUGUGGCAGGGAGCACAGCAGGAGCACAGUGGGUACAGAUUAGGAUUGGAGACUCUGAGCUUUUGCCUGUGGCUUUGUCCGUUGUGGGGGCUUGGCUUGGCUCAGGUCUUUAUGUUCCAAUAGGAGCUAUCUGCCUACAAAUCGUUUAAUUCUUUCUCUUUACUGAAAAAAAUAUACAAUGAGAGGAAAAUCCAGAAAGUAUAAAAGGUUUUCUUCAGUUGUUGAAGUAUGUGUCUGACGUGAAGGUAUAACCCAGCUUUCUGUUCCUUAAGCCAAAUAGUGUUCGUCUUCAGUGUGGAACUUAACUGUAAAAACUGCUUGUAUAAUGUCAAGAGAUUAUAGAAACAUUAUUAAUAAAAUGGACAUGGCUUAUGAUUUUUUUAAUCAAAAGGAGGUGUGAAGCUGUUUUUUUAUUCUGUUUGCAUAUGUUUUCAACUUUUUUCACUUUAUAUUUCCAUAGAUUUGAAAAUAAAAAAUAAUUUUUGUAAGUUUGCUAAUGUAGCAUAAUCUAGACAUCCUAUGACUGAAUCCCUUUGGCCUUAUGGCUGAAUAUAUCAUAAUUCAGUUGCAUCAGUCGCCAGGUUUUUUUUAAUCAAUAUUAAACCUUUAGGUGGUGUUCAGAACAUUCCCUUUCAAACCUGGAAGGCCACAGUGAACAUCCUCACGUUCUCUAAAUAAGUACAAUCAAUUCCUUAAUAGAGGGAGUAAAGAUCACUGAUGUAUACCACUCUCGAGCCAAAGAACACUCACAGAAUUAUACCUAGUUCUGUGAAUAUGAAAACUUUUUGUUGUUGUUGUUGUUCCCAAAGGGUAUUGUUUUAUUUUUAAAGAAGAAAUAAGUAAUACAUUGUCCGGUGAUUUUUUUUUUUUUCUUUCUAGAUACUAGGGGCUUACUUCCUGAGAGCAGAGGUUGCUCAGCUGCACGUGCCAUGUGGAUGACAUUGUUAGUGUUCCCAGCAGCACACACUCGCCCUGAGAAAUACCCUUACCCCGGACUGUUCGCAGAGGGCUGCAGUGCCUGGAUCAGUGUAGUUUAUCUAAAUGGGCUUUUAUUAAACACUGUCCUUUGAAAGCUCACAGUGCCUUCUUGGGAUUUUUCUCUUUUCUUCCAUGAAACAUCUAAAGCGAGAGAGGGUAUGCUGUAAAGACAGAGAGGGUUUAGCAAUUCAGGGUUCUCUUCAAGAACACAUCAGAAUUUGGUGAUUGUAUGUAGAAAUACUGUUCUGUGUUGGUUGGGUUAUCUAUAUAUUUAAUCAGUUAUAUGCUUAACCUGGACUCAGACAUCCAGUCAUUCGGUGGGAUGGAUUUAUGUCUGCUCUUCAUUCCUGCUGUCCCACCCUAGUAACCCUAAGAUAGGGCUUGGCAAGUCUUGAGACACCCACUGUAUGCUUUUGACUUUGUUUACACAGCUCCCUAAGGAAGCAGGGUACUAGACCUUAUGCUCCGUGUCUGUCUUUGUGUGUGUGUGUGUGUGUGUGUGUGUGUGAUGCCUUGGGAAUAAUGAGUAUUUUGUUCCUGGGCAGUAAUAAAUCCUGUGAGAAGUAGGUGUGUUCUAUACAGCUUUGUUCUUUUUUUGCUAAGUCUGUGAAAUAAUUUGCUCUGAUACAACUUAACUUGAAUAAUAUCCUAUCCUGAGUCUUCCUCCAUAGCAGUACACGUUUCUGCCAGUACUGUGGUCAUCUUUUGGGAAUUACAUGUGGGUAAAAUGUAUGUGUACGCCAUUAUAGCACUGUAACUAAUGCAUAGGCAACAGUUCUUCCCUGCACACUUGGAGUCUAACAGUGGGUGUGAAGUGGGGGGAACUUUCCGAGAGGUUCUGUAGAGCUUGUCAAGUUCACACUGAGCCAUGCCAUUUGUCUCCACAAGGGCUCAAUGCAUAAUCCAUAUCCCACGCUUUGGUGUGUGUUCAGAAUUUCCUUUUAUUGGUUUUUCAUAGACUGUGUUGUUUCAGAACAAAAAUGCCCAUGUGUGAUUUUUUUUAAAGAUGUACUGGGAACAAAUAAAACAUUUCUAAAA
This is a messenger RNA of Microtus ochrogaster (prairie vole), 7192 nucleotides long. It is a transcript of the gene Agps, whose product is annotated as alkylglycerone phosphate synthase. The record is from RefSeq and is a predicted model, not a curated record. Gene Ontology annotation, cellular component: peroxisome. Gene Ontology annotation, biological process: lipid biosynthetic process. NCBI's taxonomy places the organism in Eukaryota, Metazoa, Chordata, Mammalia, Rodentia, Cricetidae. Gene Ontology annotation, molecular function: alkylglycerone-phosphate synthase activity; FAD binding.